Messenger RNA from Olea europaea var. sylvestris, 2142 nucleotides. RefSeq names its product peptide-N4-(N-acetyl-beta-glucosaminyl)asparagine amidase A-like. The transcript is spliced from 2 exons. Gene Ontology annotation, cellular component: vacuole. NCBI's taxonomy places the organism in Eukaryota, Viridiplantae, Streptophyta, Magnoliopsida, Lamiales, Oleaceae. The coding region runs from base 81 to 1883 and encodes 600 amino acids. The record is from RefSeq and is a predicted model, not a curated record.
ACUCACUUCAUCGAUAUAUCAAAGGCAAGAAUACAAUUUCCAAUUUGUAAAAUAAAUUCUUCCUCCGCCACCACCGGAAAAUGGUACCUCCGCCUUUCAUUCUCUUGUUUGUAACCUUUUUAAUUCGAAUUUCCUCUUCCUCCGCCUUAGUUGUAAAACCACAACCGCCACUACGACACCAAUCCCGCUUCACUAAACACAAUUGUCAUAUCAAAAAUUAUACAUCAGGUUCAUACCAACAGUACUUUGAAAUAACACAUCCUCUGCCAUUUGAUAAUUUGAUACCAUCAUGUACACUUCCAGUCUUCUCCUACGACGUACACUUCAUCGGCCCUCUGCCGCCGAUAAACGUGGAGUAUUUCCCGCCGGCGAACUGCACUUGGACCAACGUGACCCUCCACCUCAUUGUUGCCUCCAAUAUUUCCCGAUAUGACCCAAUUGUGGGCGUGUGGCUUGACGGCGCUGAGAUCCUUCGCAGCAGCACCGCCGAGUCCACCGCAGGAGAUGGCAUCUUCUGGGAAGUUCGAAAGGACAUUACCAGGUAUACCUCGAUCCUCCGUCAAGAAAAACGCACCCUCACUGUCGUGCUCGGUAACGUCGUUAAUUUCAAUCCCGGUUUAUACCGGCUGAAACUUGACUUCUUGUACUACGAUACCGACAGUAACAAAACCGACACCGACGACCUUAAUAUCCUCUGGUCUCCAUCUCCAAAAAUUUCUUCAUCACAUCGGGAGCAUCACUCACUGGAUAUAUAUGAGAGGCCUGCGGAUUUGAUAAUUCCGAUAGCUGGAAAUGGAGAUGAAGGGCAUUGGUUCAAAAUCGAGAGUGAUUUCGAUGUGAAGUCCAUGGGAAUUCAAAUUCCAUCAAAUACAUACAAGGCUGUGAUUGAGGUUUAUGUUUCAUUUCACGGGGAUGACGAGUUUUGGUACUCAAAUCCCCCGGAUGCUUAUAUAAAACAGAACGAUUUGGAUACAAAGCGAGGCCAUGGCGCUUACCGGGAAGUUAUGGUGACCCUCGAUGAGAAUGUUUAUGGAUCAGUGGUCCCAUUCCCAGUGAUUUUCUCGGACGGGAUUAAUCCUCUGUUUUGGGAGCCAGUAGUUGCAAUUGGGGCGUUUAAUUUGCCUUCCUAUGAUUUUGAAUUGACCCCAUUUUUGGGGAUGUUACUUGAUGGGAAGGUGCAUAAUUUCGGGCUUAAAGUGGCUGAUGCUAUCUCGUUCUGGCUUGUGGAUGCGAAUUUACAUUUAUGGUUGGAUGAUAAUAUGAAAGAAGUUCAGGCUAUGGGCAUUGAAUACAGCCUUCCAAAUCUAAAAUUGGAGCGCGAAUCGAAGUUCCACGAGCUGGAUGGAACGUUCGAGAUUGAAGCGAAGAGGAAGAGUGAGUUUUCCGGGUGGGUGAAUUCGAGUAUAGGAAAUUUAACUACCAUUGUUUAUCAGAAGUUGAAUUUUGAGAACACGAUAGAGCUCGACAACUGUGGAACUGAGAAGGUUGUGAAGCAGGAAGUGAAGGUUAAACGAGAAGUAAGAGUCAAGUCUAGUAAAGGUGAUACGAUUUCGCGCACCAAUUUGGAGAGGAAGUUUCCCCUGAAAAUCACAACUAAGACUUUGGUUGGAUUAGUGAAGAAUACUUAUUUGAUGACCACAAAACUCGAGCAUUCCUUGAAAGAGGAGAAGUCGAAUGAGGAUUUAUCGAGCUCUUUGUCUACCCGUCAAGAAUGCACUGGGUGGGUGUUUGUCAAGGAUAAUGAUGUCCUCUCUGGUGCAGCAACUACUCAACAGAGGUACACUUACAAGGAUGAUAAUGGCUGCUACUCUAAGAGAGUUACAGCUACCGAUGGCGUGCUUUCGGACGACUCGUCGAGCCUCCUCUGUGCUUCGUCCUUGUGAUUCUGUUCAUGUAUCAACUGCAAACAAAAUGGCGUGAAAGUCCCUUUUUUUGCCCCCCCCCCCCCCUCUCCUAGACCUACCUGCAUAUUUUUUUAUUGCAAUAUUAGAAAGAUCUUGCUAGUAUCAGCGUUCGCGCGAAUAAUUGUGAUUCUGUUUAAAGGCUUGGAAUUCAAUAAUAAUAACAAUGCUUAUGUUAAUAUAUCUGUCCCUGGUUCUUCAGAUGGAAGUUCAUGUAUAUAUUGGCUCAAGUUCGAACUUA